UUUCUGUGUGAUGGAAAGUAUUCAGCAAUAUAAAACCAGGCGAGAGGAGAGACUAUUCAAAGAGACGCACGAGCAGCUAAAGGAACUUAAACAAAUCACCUGCUAACUUUUGGAGCUUUGACUGUUUCAGCUGCGCGGAUCACAUCUCUUUUGCACAUGUUUAAAGCGAUGCUCGUGAGGAACGGCUCUCAGCUUUUGCUCUUCAUAACCGUUUGCAGUGUUUUUUAUGCCCGGACCCUAAGUUUACCCUACGCCUCCAUGAGAGAUCCGAGACACGCAGAUGGUCUCUUCACAAGCGGAUACAGUAAACUUUUAGGUCAGUUGUCCGCCAGACGAUAUCUGGAGUCAUUGAUUGGAAAGCGAGUCAGUGAUGAUUUGAUGGAGGACCAGGCACCCAUGAAGCGUCAUUCAGACGCAAUAUUCACAGAUAACUACAGCCGCUUUCGCAAGCAGAUGGCCGUGAAGAAAUAUCUCAACUCUGUUCUCACAGGAAAGAGAAGUCAAGAAGACCCGCCCAGUGUACAGGAAGAAUCGACUGGUGGAGAGACCACUUAUCGAGAGAGCUACGAUGACGUCACUGUAGAUCGACUUCUGAAUCAUUUACCAUUGCCUCUCUGAGGACGGUUUGACCGCAAGAAACAUCUGUGACCAUCAUAGGUUUUCCAUCUACACAAUAUAGUAGGACAUCAGCAUAAUACUAAAAGAAAAAUUGUGGUUGCCUAUGACGUAAACAUUUGCACUGUACAUAGAAAAUAAACUUUGAUGAAAGAUGUUAGCUUGGAGAUGUACAUAAUGUGUUUUGGCCUCUGAGCCGAGACUUUGACAUGUUUCUUGUAAAUUGUAGAUCAAUAAAUGUAUUGAAACAA
This is a messenger RNA of Misgurnus anguillicaudatus (oriental weatherfish), 866 nucleotides long. RefSeq names its product vasoactive intestinal peptide (gene vip). Gene Ontology annotation, molecular function: neuropeptide hormone activity; peptide hormone receptor binding. Gene Ontology annotation, cellular component: neuron projection; extracellular region. The record is from RefSeq and is a predicted model, not a curated record. Gene Ontology annotation, biological process: epinephrine secretion; adenylate cyclase-activating G protein-coupled receptor signaling pathway; regulation of protein localization. Lineage: Eukaryota; Metazoa; Chordata; Actinopteri; Cypriniformes; Cobitidae.